Messenger RNA from Penicillium soppii, 2031 nucleotides. RefSeq lists its product as uncharacterized. The transcript has a single exon. The coding region runs from base 1 to 2031 and encodes 676 amino acids. The record is from RefSeq and is a predicted model, not a curated record. Lineage: Eukaryota; Fungi; Ascomycota; Eurotiomycetes; Eurotiales; Aspergillaceae. Gene Ontology annotation, molecular function: protein binding.
AUGAAGCUCGAGUGGCAUGUCUGGAUAUUUUUGCUGGGUGCCGUGAAGGGCCUAGACAUGGAUCGGCUUGAGAGAUCGUACAUAGAAGGAAAAACUCCCGAUACUACGAACAUUCAUGGAACCAAUGUUGCCACACUCUCGCAGACUCCACCAGAAGGUCAACAGAUCUCGACCGAUGGCUGGACUGCGAACUGUACUUCUGUCGCGAGCGGCCACGACUGCAACCAAGCGUUUGAUGCCGACAACAGCACCUACUGGCAGAGCGCUAGCGGCACAACCAUCCAGUCUAUCACCAUUCACCUCGGAGAUGCGGAAAUGGCUAUCAGUGGGAUCGUUGUGGUACCACUCCAAGGUCAAAAUGAUACCCAUUUGAUUGAGCAGCAUGAAGUCUUCCUGAGUAACGACGGUGACAACUGGGAGCGUGUUGCAUAUGGAACCUGGUGGCCUGAUGAGAGUCUCAAGGUGGCAGCCUUUCAACCGCGCAAAGCAAAACACGUACGAUUAUCAGCCCCUGCUCCCACCGGAAUUGCCAUCUCGGAUAUCAGCAUCUACCAGGAUCGUUACAUUACCCCCGACCCCAGUCUCGGAGCCUGGGGCCCAACGAUUGACUUCCCGCUUGUCCCGGUGUCCGCUGCCGUCGAUGCACACUCUGGUGAGCUCGUUGCCUGGUCCGCCUGGGGUUACGACCAGUUCACUAGCGGCAAAGCAGCGAAGACCCAAACUGCGACCUGGAGUCCCACUAAACAAUCCGUCACUCGCCGCACCAUCACCGACACUCACCAUGACAUGUUCUGCUCGGGCAUUUCGUUGGAUGAGAACUCAAAGAUUAUCGUGACCGGCGGAGCUGAUGGAGGAGAGACGAGCAUCUACAACACUACCGAUCGCGAUUGGUUUGUCGGGGAAGGUAUGAAUAAGGACCGCGGUUACCAAGCAACGACCCUCUUGUCCGACGGACGUAUGUUCGUCAUUGGAGGAUCCUGGAGUGGAGGUGUCGGCGGCAAGAAUGGCGAAGUAUAUGAUGUUAAGACCAACACAUGGGACGAGCUCCCCAACGCGAAGGUAUCGGCGAUGUACACAAAGGACCGACGCACAUACAGACGCGACAAUCACGGCUGGCUGUUUGGUUGGACUGACGGCUACACUUUCCAGGCCGGCCCAUCUGAACAGAUGAACUGGUACGGCUCUGCCGACAGUGGUAGCACCAAUGGAGCAGGCAAUCGUACAGGUGAUCAGGACGCCAUGUGUGGCAACGCGGUCAUGUAUGACAAUGGCAAGAUUCUCACAUUUGGUGGCUCCCCAUGGUACGAGGACAAAAACGCCACCACAAAUGCCAACAUCAUCUCCCUCGACAAACCCUCCCAAGAUCCUUCUGUCAUUGCGAACGCAGGCGGUGGCAUGAACUAUGCGCGAACCUUCCACUCAUCCGUUGUGCUCCCUGAUGGGACCGUUUUUGUCAAUGGUGGCCAGUCCUACGGAGUUCCUUUCGGCCAGAACGAUGUUCAGAUGACACCGGAACUUUUCAUUCCUGAUUCAUCAAGCGAAAACGGAGGGACCUGGAAGACCCUUCAAACCAACACUAUCAUCCGUGUGUACCACAGUCUUUCGUUGUUGCUCCAAGAUGGCACUGUCUUCACUGGUGGUGGUGGUCUCUGCGGAUCAUGCGAAUCGAACCAUUUUGAUGGUCAAAUUUACACCCCGCCUUAUCUGCUGAAGGCUGAUGGAUCCCUUCGUGAUCGUCCUGAGAUCCAAAGCGUGACUCCCAGCACCGCCAAGCCUGGCACCACUGUCGAAGUCACUACGGCUGGCCCGGUCGAUACUCAGGCCGCCAUCAUUCGCUAUGGUUCCACUACCCACACCGUCAACACAGACCAGCGUCGGAUCGGUGUUGAGCUGAAGUCGACUGGGGACAACAAGUACACCUUCGACAUCCCCUCUGAGGCAGGCCGGGCUAUUCCUGGGUACUACAUGCUCUUUGUUAUGAAGGAUGGAACACCCAGCCACUCCGUCAACAUUCAAGUCACUUCUGACUAA